CAUCUGCUGCGAUGUGAUGGUUGUUCGUUUCUGCCCGAGUUCGUUUCCACGAGGACUCGAAGUUGUGGAUUGCGAUUUUCCAUUCACGUUGACAGCUUCACAUGCGAUUGAGAAGUCAAUCGGUAGCAAUUCUUGCCCAAUAUGCCGUCCUCCCGCCGUCCCGCCAAGAAAAAACGACGAUCUCAGACCACCCAAACCACCGUAACGAAGCCUCCGAAUCUCGGCGGCCGUAUCAUGUGGCUACCUAAAGUCAAUGAGCUGAGCACACCGAGCGGACUUCCAGACGCCUGGCAUGAUCACCCAGUCAUCUUGCUCUCCCCAAAACCGCUGCCUAACAAUGAGGUCGUCAUCUUGAUGGUGACUUCCUUCGGCGGCAGAGACCUCAUAACCCGGCACCGGCACGAUUACGAAAGACGAAAGAGGGCACACUACCUCCCCAUUGACCCAUCGCCCGCUCAUCCCGACGCACCAGACAAGAACGUAGUGCUGAAACUUGGCGGUGGUGCGGUUCUGCGAAAGAACUCAUGGGUGAACACGGAGACGCAGUACCGAGUGGUCCUCUCCCUGUUGAGAAACUAUGAGUGGAGGACUGGGAAGCUAUUCAUGCUUAUGCCGGAGUCCUAUGCCAGAUUGAUGGACUUUGUUGGGUUUCGGGCUGAUGAGGUGGUCGCUGGGCCGUCCAUGUCUGUGGGGAUGUCUGAGACACCAGAACCGGAAGCCGGACCGACCGUGACACAGACACCCACGCCCCCAUUGACUCCCGAACGCAGACCGGUAGUCGUUCCCGAGCUAGUCCCGGGGCCGGUGGCCCGGUUACCGGAAGUUGUCGAGCCGGCAAUGGCACACGACUCGGACUCGGACACCACUAUCGUCGCAGAGGACUAUUGGGAGGCCGACAUGAGACACCGACGGGAUCAAGUCUUCAACCAACGGUUUACCAUCACCAGAGAGGGCAACCAUGGCUCGAAUCCCUCCGUUUUUAUGGGGGCUCACCGAGCCUCGUACGCCACGUCUGCUUCUGAACAACUUCGGCAGCAACCUCACCUCCCUGUAUCACCGAACGUGCCUACAGCACCGAGCAGGUCUGAACUGCUCUGGGUCCUUCGACAAGCCAACAACGAGCGAUCAUCCCUCCUCCGUCCACAGACCCAAGCGACCGCACCCAACCCGCAAGCAAAAUCGCAAGUACCGGCUCCAGCAACCAGAACAGGAUAUGGCACCAUACCAUCGUCAUCCCGUCCCCCCCAAAUCCAUACCCCAAGAGCACAAGGGCAGGCUCAUUCCCGGAUUCAGGAUCCACUUACAGCCGCAGCAACCGCUCGGGCCCGGGCCCGGGCCCUUGCCGCUGCCGAACUCCCUAUGCUCGAACGAAAGAGACCAAAGCACACGUGGUUCUCCCGGUUGGGCUUGCCCUUCCGAUUCGACUUUGUCUUCUUCGGCACUUCUGCUACGAAUGCGCGGGCUCGCGCUCGCGCUUAUGGUGAAGUUAUUGCGGUUGCUCGUACCCAGGCUGGCAUGGAUCGAGGUCCACGGGUAGGAGGAGUGGGAGGAAGGAGACCAGCCCAAUAUGAAGGCAUGAUUACAAGGGCUGAAGCACGAGCUGUAGAGCGGGAGCUAAAUGCUGGACCGGCGUUUGAAUAUGCCCGUCUCGCUCCUUCGGACGUGGAGGGAGAAGGAAAGGAAAAAGGGAGGUUGUCGAUGCUUGCGAAGGGUGUGCUUGUUUUUGUGGUGUUGCUGGUUCAGGCGACGUUGCUGGCGGCGGUGGUAUGGGGCUUUGUUCACCUAAGUGCUGAUAAGGCGAUUGUUGAGUGGGUUGCGAGGGCGGCUGGUAAGGUGGUGGGGGCGUGGGAGGUUUGUGUUUGGGCGUUUUGGAAGGUGGUGGAUUUCCUCGAAUUUCUUGUUCAACUUAUUCUUGGACUAUUGUGUUGGGGUUUCAUUAUUGCUUGUUUGGCUUCUUGCUGUGGUUGUUGUGGGUAGUAGUGCCUCAUGUGCCUACUACCUAGAUAGAGUUGGGCCGAAGGGACGGCGUUUUCGAUUGGGAAGGUCGUGGUUUGGGUUGUGGAAGGCGGCCAGAUGAUGGUUGCGUCUACGACUUUGGCUUUCAUGGAUGGAAAGAUGGUUGGAUUAAGACUUGUUAUUCACUAACUACCUAGGUAGCACUAUUUGUCGCUAUUAUUGUCUUCUCGCUCCCUUUUCCCCGUUUCCUUUCUC
Messenger RNA from Neurospora tetraspora, 2211 nucleotides. RefSeq lists its product as uncharacterized. Bases 142 to 1977 code for a protein of 611 amino acids. The record is from RefSeq and is a predicted model, not a curated record. The transcript is spliced from 2 exons. NCBI's taxonomy places the organism in Eukaryota, Fungi, Ascomycota, Sordariomycetes, Sordariales, Sordariaceae.